AUGCUAAACACGCCAAAUCGAUCCAGCGAGGGCUCUGAUGGGCCCAAGCAAGAAGUCCUCAUCCACCAAUCCACCGCAUCCCAGGACGUACAUGGAUCUCCCGAGAACUUUAACGGCUUGAGGCUAUCGCCACGCCAGAUGCGAUUGUUGGAGCCACGGACUACCAAGCGACCGACUGUAUCGUUGGUUGGCGGCUGCGGAAUUGACGGCAUCCUAUUUGCACUAUCGGCAGCGUUCUUCGGAAUCGGUUUGCUUGUGUACCACUUUGACGGCAUGCGCACGGCGCGUCACCCAACGACAGUCCCUUACCUGCUUGAGGCUCUCAGAUACGCACCCACCAUCUUCCCAAUCCUCUUCGCUACAGUCGUGGGUCGCGCGACGAAAGCCUUCUUAUCGUGGCGCCUGGAGCGUGGCGAGAAGCUUGGGUUUUUGGAUCUCCUCGCGAACUGCACCAGCGUUGUCAACUCUGUGUUGGCACAAUGCACGCUACAGAGCUUCAGCAUUGCGGGAUUCGCGAUAGCCAUCCUAUGGGCCUUCUCGCCUGUAGCUUCUCAGGCAUCACUACGUGUUAUGAGCCUUGGGAGUGCCAACGUCACGCACUUCGCGCCAGUCACAUACAUGUCCGCUAACAGCAGCUACGAAUUCUGGGAGGCCGAUGUCUCGAAAGCCAGAGCAGUUGCGUCGGCCAUCUUCUCUGCCUCGAUGCUAGCACCAAUGAGUGUGAAGCGUGCGCCGGUUGAUACUUGGGGCAACGUCAAAAUUCCCAUGGUCGAGAGACUCCCUGAUGCACCAGUCUCAGUGACUGACACUCGAUGGCGCGACGUUCCGACGGGGAACACAUCCUAUGCAGCUUUGGUAGGCCUUCCAAUGACCCUUCCAUCUGGUGACCAGAGCGCAUUUACAAUCGAGACGGCGUACUGGUAUCUGGACUGCGCGUCCCUCGAGAAAUCCGGUCUCGGCGCCACGAUACUCCCGUCCAGAUCAUGGCAGGGCUUUGCGGCCACGGGGACCGAGCUCGUUUCGAAUACUAGCCACGAGCUCGUUUCGAAUACUAGCCACGUACGUCUAUCGCAAUCAUGGAAGGACGAUUGGGGCUGCUCCCGCAGGCCGAACCAGAAAGACGUAGCGCCCCGUCUCCUCGUAUAUACAGCGGCGAGCUUAGCAGGCUGGACGCAAGCAACAUGUUACAUCGGAACCACAGAAAUCGAGGCCGAAGUUACAUGCACGGACAAGUCUUGCGCAGUCUCCAGGAUCCGCCGCGCUCAGCGACCACAUACUUCAUCCGGCUGGACAUUCUUGGACGCCAGUGGCUGCAAAGUGUGGACAUUCUUUGCUCAAAAUUUUGUUCAGUUGUUGACUGGUCUGGCGUCGAGCGAGUCGCACCCAGUACCGUCAAGUGGUCUGCCGUCCAUCUCGCAAGGAUACUUGCUGAACCCCUCAGCACCAGCGACAACAGAAGAAACUUUGGCCCAUGCAAUGUGGAAGCUCGAUACGACAGUGUUCGCGGAACGAUUCGGUCAGCUGAUGAACACGGGCUGGCUGGCUCAGAUCGGAUUCAGUGCUAUGACCGAUGUACAGGGCGAGAUCUCAGGGUGGGUCGACCCGGGAAACCGAACAAUUCGCCAUUCCGUCACUACCGCACAUAUAAAGAAGAGCGUCGAGGUCGUUCGUUGUCACGAAGGCUGGCUGGUUGUUCUCCUGCUCGGCUCGGGGCUGUUGAUGGUUGUAAGUCUAGUGCCAGUUGCGGUGAGAUUGUUCGCGCAGGGGCCGAAAUUUGAGCUGAUCGUAUCGACGCUGGUCCGUGACAAUCCAUACGUUGCUGCACCGCCAGGCGGCUCAGCAUUGGAUAGUGCCAGGCGCGCGAGACUAUUGAAGGAUCUCAGAGUCAAGCUGGGCGACGUGAUGCCGCGGAGGGAAAUUGGGCAUUUGGCUGUGGCAUCUUUGGAUAGAAGGGUAGCUGUAGAGGAUGUGUGGAGGGGACGGAUGUACGAUUGA
This is a messenger RNA of Saxophila tyrrhenica, 1995 nucleotides long. RefSeq lists its product as uncharacterized. Bases 1 to 1995 code for a protein of 664 amino acids. NCBI's taxonomy places the organism in Eukaryota, Fungi, Ascomycota, Dothideomycetes, Mycosphaerellales, Extremaceae. The transcript has 2 exons. The record is from RefSeq and is a predicted model, not a curated record.